Molecule: messenger RNA, 2434 nt
Organism: Blastomyces gilchristii SLH14081
Lineage: Eukaryota; Fungi; Ascomycota; Eurotiomycetes; Onygenales; Ajellomycetaceae
Exons: 1
Coding region: 660-1766 (368 amino acids)
Biological process (GO): protein complex oligomerization; response to hydrogen peroxide; response to heat
Source: RefSeq, a predicted model, not a curated record
GAAGGGCCGAUCAACCGCGGGACCCCCAACACUAACUUACCAGCACGUUCCAGAAAGAUCUCCCGAAUUACCAAUCUUGGAACAGCGCUGAAGAUGCUCGUCGACGGUCGAAUGAUCUGGAUGGGUGUAUGUACGACAACAUUUUAAUUGUGCAGCCUGGGGCAAUUGUCCACUCACAUCCGAACAGCAGCAUCAGAUGUUGAUGUCCCCUGCGGGGGCCGGCGUAAUCUUGCUGCCUUACAGCAUGAAAUUGCCCCCGAUUCGUCCCCUGGCCAGUCCAGUGGAAUGGCGGGGUUUUGACGGAAGUUAAAAUGACCCAAAACCUGGAGGUGGUACCGUGAGUUUGGUUGUCGUUGGUGAGGCAAAAUGUUUUCUAGUUCAUUCUCGAUACUUCGAGCUCUGCUUGAUAAUGUGAUAUUGUAAGACGUGCGUCCACGUAACUGUGGGAUGCCUUGAAAUAUCGUCUAUAUAACAUGCUUCUUCACGCAUCUCCUUCCUGAUUCUUUCCUUUUUCAUAACCACUCCUCUUUGCCCUUAUUCAUCCGAUCUCUGGUUCUCGACUCUACAUUUACAUUAAAAAUAAAUAAACAAAAGACAAUUUCUUGAUACCCUACAUCUACUCUCUAUAUCUUCACGGAAGCAAGUUCUAGCCAACAAAAAUGGCAAACGUCUACUAUCUCAACCAACAGCCCCACCCACUAUGGAACAUCCUUACGGAUUUUGGGGAGCACGGACUUCACAUGUUUUUUCAACAGACACCACAUGCCCAUGCUGAGCAUGUAAAUCGGCACCCUCACCACCGUCAACGGGCCCAAAACACCAGCCAACCUACCACACAGGAUUCGAAUAACCGCCCCUUACCCCGCGCCCGUGGGCUUGACGAAAAUACCCCUAGAGAAUCUGAGCAGGAGAACACCCGAGAUAUUCCGUUCCGCGGCCGAGGAUGUCGUCGUGGACGUGGCGGACCCUGGGGACAUCCUGCGCAGGAUGCCUGGGGACCUCAUCGCCGGCAGCGCCAUUGCAGACCAGGCGCUGGCUACCAAUCAACAGGAGCACCCCAUGAACUCCUCCAACAGUUCAUCAACAACUUCUCAAACCAAUUUGGCGUUGACGUCGGCGAGGUGUUCAACAUAAUCAACGGCACAGAUCCAAGAUCCGGAGACAAAGAAGUAGACUUCGUCCCCCGCGCCGACGUUUUUGAUGCAGAAACUAGAUACAUCAUCCAUGUUUCCCUCCCCGGCGCACAGAAGAAGGACAUUUCAGUCGAUUAUGACGCCGAGACUUCCACCCUCCGACUCGCAGGUGUGGUUUACCGUCCCGAGCUGGAUGAGGAACUCAGCAACGCCCUUAUCGUCGACGGGCGAUCCCGCGAAGUUGGCGUCUUUGAGCGGGAGAUCAGUCUAGGAUCCCGCGAUAAGCCUGCACGUGUCGACGCUGACAAUAUCAGUGCCAAGUUGGUUGAUGGCGUCCUCGUGCUAACUCUACCAAAAGUAGUCGCCGACAAGGACGCGUUUAGACGGAGAAUCUCGGUGGACCAGAUCAGGAAUGAGAAUGGUCGGGAGCCAGAGGGGGAGGAGGCGGGGAGUGCAGAUCCCAAUAAUGAGAAGGAGGAAGUUGCAGCUGAAUCCCAGGCUAUGCAGAUUGAUUCCGAGACUGAGGCAUCGGAGCAGGAGAGUGAGAGGUCUGGUAGACGAACGCCACCAAGUCCUAGUGUGCGUUCAGAGGAGGAGGAAGAGAGGGACUAUGUUGCCGUGGACGUCGAUUAGGGAAUAACCGUGUCUUUGAUAUCUCUUUUUGGCAUCUUCAUUUUGAUAUUUGAUGCUUCGUUUUCGUACUCGUUUCUUUAUCUCUACUUGAUAUGACUUUCUGCACCUUUUUCUUUUUCAUUUUUAGUUUUUUGCAUGUGAAACAAUGGAUAGGAAUGGGAAAUGGGAUAUGGUACUGGGCGCAGCUUUUUAUCAAUAGCUUCCGGUAAUUAGUAAUAGGAUCAUACUUGAAGAAAACCAAGGAACUCUAUGCUUUCUUGAUUAACAUUGCUCGUUUUGGACCUGAGGCACUCUUCCCAGUUCCUUCAAAAUAACAUAUUCCAUCCCUCUCCGAACCGCCUAGAGUAUGGCACUUCAAACGACUAAACUCAAUGCUUUACCUCAUACAAAUGAUCGUAGGUUCGGGCAAUAAUAGCGAUACUGUCAUCUAAUCCGAGCACGCUUUCCCAGGCAACAUGCGAGCAUCGAAAACCCUCAAGAUUUCCUGAACAGUCAAUCGACCGGCCUCAUGGAGCCUUUGCUAUCUCCUUAUUGAGCGGAAACUGUCACAAAUUAAACCAAAUCCUUUGUCCGCGAAACCGAGGCAGACGGAAGGCAAGCCCUCAUCAGGUACCUUCCAAGUAACUAAUAGCUAUAAUAUUACAUAUAUUAAACAUCAAUAUGACACA